Molecule: messenger RNA, 1769 nt
Organism: Loxodonta africana (African savanna elephant)
Lineage: Eukaryota; Metazoa; Chordata; Mammalia; Proboscidea; Elephantidae
Gene: CLDN3
Product: claudin 3
Exons: 1
Coding region: 1-663 (220 amino acids)
Biological process (GO): bicellular tight junction assembly; cell adhesion
Cellular component (GO): plasma membrane; bicellular tight junction
Molecular function (GO): structural molecule activity
Source: RefSeq, a predicted model, not a curated record
AUGUCCAUGGGCCUGGAGAUCGCCGGCACCUCGCUGGGCGUGCUGGGCUGGCUUUGCACCAUCUUGUGCUGCGCGCUGCCCAUGUGGCGCGUGACGGCCUUCAUCGGCAGCAGCAUCAUCACGGCGCAGAUCACCUGGGAGGGCCUGUGGAUGAACUGCGUGGUGCAGAGCACCGGCCAGAUGCAGUGCAAGGUGUACGACUCGCUGCUGGCGCUGCCGCAGGACCUGCAGGCGGCCCGCGCGCUCAUCGUGGUCUCCAUCCUGCUGGCCGCCUUCGCGCUCCUCGUUGCGCUCGUGGGCGCCCAGUGCACCAACUGCGUGCAGGACGAAACGGCCAAGGCCAAGAUCACCAUCGUGGGGGGCGUGCUCUUCCUGCUGUCAGCCGUGCUCACCCUCGUGCCAGUGUCCUGGUCCGCGAACACCAUCAUCCGGGACUUCUACAACGCCCUUGUGCCCGACGCUCAGAAGCGCGAGUUGGGCGCUGCCCUGUACGUGGGCUGGGCGGCCUCGGCGCUCCAGCUGCUGGGGGGCGCGCUGCUCUGCUGCUCCUGCCCGCCGCGCGAGAAGAAGUACGCGCCCCCCAAGAUUCUCUACUCCGCGCCGCGCUCCACCGGGCCCGGCACUACGACCGGCACCGGCUACGACCGCAGGGACUACGUCUGAGGGGAGGCGCCAGGAGACCCUCUCCCACCAGCUGGAGCGCCCACUCCGUCCGGGGUCAGCCUUGCUUCGGAGACGAGCCCACUCCUAGAUGCCAGGCAGCCCCUCUAGACCCAGAGGGCCCAGCCCGGCGCCCCCUCCCCCAGCCGCCACCCCUCCGAGGCCGGAGGAGCAGGACUGCGGGACUCAGGGACCAACCCGCAGGGACAUUGAAACCUCGCCCCUCUGGAGCUAGAGGCUGGCGUGGCCGCCGCUACUUGCCCACGGCCCCAUAAAUUUUUUAUUUUUUAUUUUUUCCAAAGCCAGGCCACAGCCCGAAAGCCGGCGAUCGGCAGCCUUGAAACUGGCUACUUGAUAUUUUUCAAUAAAAGCGUUUCCUUUUGCAGUUGCCGGCGCCUCCUUGUCCGAGCACCGACAGGCCUCCACCUUCCUGCAGAGCGCCCCUCCGUAACUCCCUGGGCCACAUACCGCUCUCCUGCUUGGCGAGGGCCAGGGGUUCAGUACCCGGGAAGGUGGGCAUGUAAACUGAGCUAGGUGGCGCCUCUUAGCUAUUCACUGAGGACUCGGGGCCUCAUGGUCAAGGCCCGAUGUAGAAAGACAGACGGAGAGCACUUCCAGCCCUGUGGCAGAGGGUGGUGGGGGAGGCGGUGUCAGAGACCCACUUCUAAGGAGGUGCCAUUUGGGUUUGCGACUGGAGCACUGAGCAGCCGAUGGAUCCUCCAGAGCGCAGCUGCACACCCGAGAGCACAUUUGAUAAUGUGAUUUCAUAUUUGGAAAAAGAAAACAAAAAGACCCAUUGUUUCUGUAAAACACACCACCAAAACCCAAGUUGAGCAGAAUCUUCUUGCAAGAGGUAGAAGGGAACCUCAUGGGAGGGAAAGAGGGGACUCAAAUGGGGUGUGGCACCCAAUGCUGGAGGUAAACAAUGUGUUGGAGAAGGUGCUCCAAGGAUGGGUGGUGAGAAGAGGGGCCUGUGUGCUGCCAUGCUCAGGGAGUGAGAGAUUCCCCAGGGCUGGAUGGCAAAGGGAGAGAGGAAGUGGCCAUGAGGCCCGGGGCUCAGUGGAGGCCAAGUCCUGGAGAGUCUUGUGUGCACAGUGCCGGGCUUUGGA